AUGAAGCUUGUCUGGUCGCCGGAAACCGCCUCUGAUGCUUACAUCGACACCGUUAGAUCGUGUAAGAGCUACAAGGAAUCAGGAGUAGCUGAGUUUUUAUCAGCAACGGCGGCUGGAUGGAACGCGAGGCUAAUCGUUGAGACGUGGUCACGCGGCGAUCCAAUCGCCACUAGCGUGGGACUCGCCGUGGCUGCAACUCACACGUGCGGGAGACACGUGUGUAUAGUACCUGAUGAGGAGUCUAAGUUGGAGUACGUUUUGGCUAUGGGAAGAGUCGUUGGGAUGGAGUCGACGGAGGUUGUCGUCGUCUUGGUCGGAGAAUCUGUUGAGAACGCGGUGGAGGAGUUUCCCGGUGUGGAUUUCAUGGUGGUGGACUCGAAGCGGCGUGAGUCCGUUAGAACGCUGAGGUUUGCGAAACUGAGAAACAAGGGUGCCGUUUUGGUGUGCAAAAACGCCACGCAGAGAGCGAUUUCGGGGUUCAAAUGGCAAGAAGUUUUGAAAGGCGGGACACGUGUGGUGAGAUCCGUGUUUUUACCCGUUGGGAGAGGUUUAGAUAUUGUACACGUGGGAGCUACUGGUAGCCACCAGCGUUGUGACUCGAUGAAGAUUCCUAGCCGUUGGAUUAGACACGUGGAUCAUCUGUCCGGAGAAGAGCAUUUGUUCAGACGCUAA
This is a messenger RNA of Microthlaspi erraticum, 672 nucleotides long. The record is from the annotation of a GenBank genome assembly. Lineage: Eukaryota; Viridiplantae; Streptophyta; Magnoliopsida; Brassicales; Brassicaceae.